AGCGCCGUCCCCGACAUGACGGCGCGCCCGCAUCCUUCGCCUGGCCGUUACCUCUUCUUCCUAUCCCUCUUGUCCACGCCAGUGUCUCCAGGAGCCCAGCAGGAUAUACCGCGGUUUCCAAUCUGCGAAAGGAGGACCGCCAAGCCAGAAAUGCCAAGCCAAGCGAUCACUGCCACGCCAAGCCAAACGACCACCGCCAAGCCAAGCAGCCACCGCAAAGCCUCGCGGGACCUGCCUGACAUGCAAGAGCUCAUCACUCAAGUGUGGUCAGAGAAGUGCUCCCUGCAGGCCGCAGCCAUCCUCGAUGCAAAUGAUGCUCACCAAACAGAGACCUCCUCCUCCCAAGUCAAGGACAAUAAGCCUCUGGUUGAACGGUUUGAGACAUUCUGCCUGGACCCUUCCCUUGUCACCAAGCAAGCCAACCUUGUGCACUUCCCACCAGGCUUCCAGCCCAUCCCCUGCAAGCCUUUGUUCUUUGACCUGGCCCUCAACCAUGUGGCUUUCCCACCCCUUGAGGACAAGUUGGAACAGAAGACCAAGAGUGGCCUCACUGGAUACAUCAAGGGCAUCUUUGGAUUCAGGAGCUAACCAGGCUCUUCCUCGGGGGCAGGGGAGAUUCUGACUGUUAAUCUGUAUUGUGAGAAAAUCCCAGCAAGUUCCAUGAUAUUAAAUCCAGGUCUGCAUUGGCCUGGGGCAAGAGUUUAACAUCUUCAGCCCUGCAUUCCUACAGCCUGUGUCUGUACACAUUCUUAAGCAGUGAGUUAGGAGAGCA
Molecule: messenger RNA, 772 nt
Organism: Pan troglodytes (chimpanzee)
Lineage: Eukaryota; Metazoa; Chordata; Mammalia; Primates; Hominidae
Product: signal recognition particle subunit SRP68-like
Exons: 4
Coding region: 16-588 (190 amino acids)
Biological process (GO): SRP-dependent cotranslational protein targeting to membrane
Cellular component (GO): signal recognition particle, endoplasmic reticulum targeting
Molecular function (GO): endoplasmic reticulum signal sequence receptor activity; 7S RNA binding; signal recognition particle binding
Source: RefSeq, a predicted model, not a curated record